AUGACCAAGAAUGUCAACACUACCUGGGAGGACCUGAAGCCUUUCAAUUCAUCAGGACUGUGGGAAAGCCCUUUGCCCCAUCAGAACAUCACCUAUGUUAGUUUCUACCUCCAUGAGCCCUCUGUGGCUGCAGUCUUCACCAUCUCCUACCUGCUAAUCUUUGUGCUGUGCAUGCUGGGCAACGGGGUGGUGUGCUUCAUUGUGCUGCGCAGCAAGAACAUGCGCACUGUCACCAACCUGUUCAUCCUCAACCUCGCCAUCAGUGACCUGUUGGUCGGCAUCUUUUGCGUGCCGACCACUCUGGUGGACAACAUCAUAACAGGAUGGCCAUUUGGUAGCAUGGUGUGUAAGCUAAGUGGGAUGGUUCAGGGGAUUUCUGUGUCAGCAUCUGUGUUCACUCUAGUGGCAAUAGCUGUUGAGAGGUUCCACUGCAUUGUCUAUCCUUUCAAGCAGAGGCUCACCAUUGCCACCUCAAAAUUAAUUAUUGUCAUCAUAUGGUUCCUGGCUGUGUUCAUCAUGUGUCCCUCAGGGGUCAUGCUCCAGGUCACCAAGGAGCAGACGGUGCGAAUAGUUCUUGGCCAAGACAACAACACCCACCCAUUCUACUGGUGCCGGGAAAACUGGCCCAGUCAGGAGAUGCGGAAAAUCUAUACCACUGUCCUUUUUGCCAACAUCUACCUUGCCCCUCUCACCCUUAUUGUCCUCAUGUACGCACGCAUUGGCUUCACCCUUUUCAAGUCCCCUGUUCCUCCGAUGAGGGUCAGUGGAAUUGUGUCUAGAGAAGGAAGCGACAACAACAAAUCAAGCACAGAAGGUCGUCACACGAUUUCAAGUAAAAAGAAGCGGGUGAUAAUGAUGCUGCUGGUUGUGGCUCUGCUCUUCAUUCUGUCCUGGCUGCCAUUGUGGACACUGAUGAUGCUGAGUGACUACGCUACCCUGACGGAGCACCAGCAUCGUGUCAUCAAUAUCUACAUGUAUCCAUUAGCUCACUGGUUGGCCUUUUUCAACAGCAGUGUCAACCCCAUCAUUUAUGGGUUCUUCAAUGAGAACUUCCGUAGAGGCUUCCAGGCAGCUUUCAAAUUCCAGCUGUGCUCUGCUUACAUUGUGCGCCAGAACACCUGCUCCCAGCGGAGCCGAGGGAACGCCAUUGUCCCGCUCCAGCAUGCUGCCCUCAGCAGUCCAAGAGUUGGAUCGGUGUUAGUGGAGAAAGGGAAGGGCUUGGCUGGUAGACAGCAUAUCAAAGAGCAGGUCCUGGUCAUGGAGGACCUGGAAAAUGAUGCCCAGAAUUAGACAG
Monopterus albus (swamp eel) is the source of this 1294-nucleotide messenger RNA. RefSeq names its product neuropeptide FF receptor 2-like. The record is from RefSeq and is a predicted model, not a curated record. Gene Ontology annotation, cellular component: plasma membrane. The transcript has 3 exons. Gene Ontology annotation, molecular function: peptide binding; neuropeptide receptor activity. Bases 1 to 1290 code for a protein of 429 amino acids. Gene Ontology annotation, biological process: cellular response to hormone stimulus; G protein-coupled receptor signaling pathway. NCBI's taxonomy places the organism in Eukaryota, Metazoa, Chordata, Actinopteri, Synbranchiformes, Synbranchidae.